GCGAAAGAACAACGACGUAAGUCGACAGAAAAGCUUUGAUCUCUCUCUUUGCGAGACAUCACUGACGGACCGCCUCAAGCCUUGAAGUCGUUCAUCGAGACCACGCAACAUGGACUCCAUGCGGAGUCUAAACACAUCCCUGCCCGGGUCAUCGGGCCAGAAGCAAACAGCGCAAAAUGACUCUCCUGAGCAACUCCUCGAUGCUUUCAAGGCCGCCGCCCUUUCUGUCACAAAGCUUUACAAGACUUCUGCAGCUAGCCAGGCCAAAGCACGCCUCGACGGAUACCAGGAUUGUUUGGACGAUCUUCUCGCCUUCCUCGACAAAGGAAAUCUGGGCGUAGGCGACGGCGAGGGUUGGAGGGUUCGCAAAUGGGCCACAGAAAGACUCGACGGUCGCGACUCUCCAUCGCAGACAGCCGAAAGCGAGGACGAAGACCUGACACGCACAGCGAGCGGAAACCCUCAAUCAACAAUGCGCGAGGACAGUCAAACCCAAAUAGAGCCCACACCACCCACCGCUUCCCCGGCUCUAGUCGACAACGCGCAAGUCACUGUUCCAAGCCAGGAUAGCUUCACUUUCCAGUCAUCACACCCUUACCCGCAAGAUGCGUAUCUUAAUAUCGCAAACCUCGACCUAUCCGAUUCUCGCGGUCACGACUCGCUCCCGUCACAUGUUACCUCCACCACCACCACCAACGCUCCCACCAAUCGUGCCUCUCGAUUACGACACACUGGUGUGGGAGCGAGACUAGGGGCCAGGCAAGCCAAUCAACUUGGGCGCGGCGCUGGAUCAAAGAGGAAGAUCAAUCUUGGCGAGAUAUUCGAUCUGGGCAGCCUCGGCCACGACAAGAACAUGUUCGGCGGCGGAAGUAAGCGAAGUCGGCACUCCUGAAGAGUGCAAGAUCUGAAGUACAGUUUAUGAGCUCACGCAAAGUAUGCGUGCACGAGCACGCGGAACUCUUAUCAAAGCGAUCGGGGGUUCCGUAAGGGUAGCGUACGCAAUUCAAGAGGCGUCAAAGCAUAGCAUGGGGAUCAACACGGUAAGCAUGAGUGGCGGCAGGCGUUGGGACGAUCCAUGAUGUGCAUUUGUGGUGUUGGGUUUUUGAUCUUCCGGUAGCGAUAGGGGGUGCUGUUGGCGUCGCAGCUUGGGGGGCCUUCUGGCGAUAGUUUGUCAUGAACGACGCCAGGAGUGUCUUUCUUUUCUAUGUAUCUACUUACCCAUGAUGAGCUCCAAAUGCUCCAGCGUGCCUCACUCGCC
Verticillium dahliae VdLs.17 is the source of this 1258-nucleotide messenger RNA. RefSeq lists its product as uncharacterized. The record is from RefSeq and is a predicted model, not a curated record. The coding region runs from base 110 to 892 and encodes 260 amino acids. The transcript has a single exon. Lineage: Eukaryota; Fungi; Ascomycota; Sordariomycetes; Glomerellales; Plectosphaerellaceae.